GUGAGGUCAUGAUUCCUGCUCUUAAGACCAUUAUCGACAAAUCUAGUGAGAUGGGGAUUGAAAACGUCAUUCUGGGGAUGCCACACAGGGGCAGGCUAAAUGUGCUGGCCAACGUGAUCCGCAAGGACCUGGAGCAGAUCUUCUGUCAGUUUGAUCCCAAGCUGGAAGCAGCAGAUGAGGGCUCUGGUGAUGUCAAAUACCAUCUGGGCAUGUACCAUGAGAGGAUCAACCGUGUCACCAACAGGAACAUCACACUGUCACUGGUA
Messenger RNA from Microtus ochrogaster (prairie vole), 266 nucleotides. It is a transcript of the gene Ogdhl, whose product is annotated as 2-oxoglutarate dehydrogenase-like, mitochondrial. The annotation marks the transcript as partial. Gene Ontology annotation, cellular component: mitochondrion; oxoglutarate dehydrogenase complex. Gene Ontology annotation, biological process: tricarboxylic acid cycle. Gene Ontology annotation, molecular function: oxoglutarate dehydrogenase (succinyl-transferring) activity; thiamine pyrophosphate binding. The record is from RefSeq and is a predicted model, not a curated record. The transcript is spliced from 3 exons. Lineage: Eukaryota; Metazoa; Chordata; Mammalia; Rodentia; Cricetidae.